Ornithodoros turicata is the source of this 2132-nucleotide messenger RNA. It is a transcript of the gene nst, whose product is annotated as phosphoacetylglucosamine mutase-like. The transcript is spliced from 16 exons. NCBI's taxonomy places the organism in Eukaryota, Metazoa, Arthropoda, Arachnida, Ixodida, Argasidae. Gene Ontology annotation, molecular function: phosphoacetylglucosamine mutase activity. The record is from RefSeq and is a predicted model, not a curated record. Gene Ontology annotation, biological process: UDP-N-acetylglucosamine biosynthetic process; carbohydrate metabolic process. Bases 62 to 1696 code for a protein of 544 amino acids.
UCACCCUUCUCUCAUCAGCAGACACCACACACACACCACCACCACGCACGUUUGAUGAAAGAUGGCAUUUUUUGCGCAAGCUGUCAAACUUGCAGCAGAGAUUUACCCACAAUCUUCUCCGCACAAGGCGUUUCAUUAUGGGACGGCUGGAAUCAGAGAUAAGGGAGAAAUCCUGGCACCGUGUAUGUUCCGCAUGGGAAUCUUGGCAGCAUUGCGGUCAAAAUAUAAGAAAGCCACCAUUGGCACAAUGAUCACAGCGUCUCACAAUCCGGAGGAGGACAAUGGCAUCAAGCUAAUCGACCCCAUGGGGGAGAUGAUGGACACUGACUGGGAAAUCUUGGCCACGGAACUGGCUAAUGCUGCGAACGGAUCCCUGGAUUCAGUGCUGGACCGUAUAGUAGCAGCCACGGGUAUGGACCUGUCACAGCAGGCAGUGGUGGCUCUGGCAUAUGACACGCGCACCAGCAGCGCUCAUCUGGCUCAGGCUGUCACUGAUGGGGCCUCGGCUGUCGGCGCCAUUGUCAACAACUUUGGCUGCUUGACGACGCCGCAGCUUCACUACAUUGUUUGUUGUACAAACGACCCGGACUAUGGAGAGCCAACAGAGGCAGGAUACUUCGCAAAGAUCACCAGUGCCUUCACACACAUUCGGGCUAACGGUUCAGCCGUGAGAAACUACGUGCCAUUCCUACGCCUCGAUGGAGCCAAUGGAGUCGGAGCGAUCAAGAUGAAGACCCUUUUACCGCAUCUCGGAGGACUGCUCAAGGUUGAAACUUUCAACGACGGCACACAGGGGAGGCUAAAUCAUAUGUGUGGCGCCGAUUUUGUCAAACUCCACCAGAAGGCACCAGAAGGCAUUCCGCUCGACGCUGGAGUCCGUUGCGUUUCGUUUGACGGCGAUGCAGAUCGCAUCGUCUACUUUUACCACGACGAAAACCUGGUCUUUAACCUGCUGGAUGGUGACAAAAUAGCAAUACUGGUUGCAAGUUACCUGAAGGAGCUUGUAGAUGCUGCACAAAUAAGUUUGGACAUGGCCAUUGUUCAGACGGCGUAUGCAAAUGGCAGUUCGACAAACUAUAUCACCAAUGUUUUGAAACUUCGCGCCAAAUGUGUUCCUACUGGAGUGAAGCAUUUACACCGGGAAGCUCAAAAGUUGGACAUUGGGGUUUACUUUGAAGCCAAUGGUCAUGGGACUGUGCUGUUCAGUCCGAAGGCUCAAAAAGUAAUCCGAGAUGCUGCAGAGAAAGUGAGCUUAUACCCUGAGCAGCAGCAAGCAGCCCAGAAGCUACUUUACACCAUGAACUUGAUUAAUCAGACUGUUGGUGAUGCCAUUGCUGACAUGCUGCUCGUGGAGACGGUUCUUCAUGCUAAGGGCCUCUGUACGCCUGAGUGGAAUGCCCUAUACACCGACCUUCCGAAUCGUCAACUCAAGAUUCGCGUUGCCAACAGGAACAUCAUUACCACGACGGAUGCAGAGCGACGUUGUACGACACCAGCCAAUUUGCAGCCUGCCAUUGACCUGUUAGUUCAGAACGUUCCUAACGGACGAUCGUUUGUCAGGCCUUCGGGGACAGAAGACAUAGUGCGGGUGUAUGCAGAAGCCAACACUCAGGAAGCUGCCAACAAGCUGGCUUAUGAGGUCGGCAUCAAGGUGUAUGAGCUGGCAGGCGGUGUUGGCGAGAGGCCCAAACUGUGAGGGUGCCUUUGCACAGACAGUAGCUGUAAAUUUUUGUACUCUUUCCUCAGCAUUCAAUGCUCUGUAUUUGUAGAGACUCCACGGACGCCCCCGAUAUUUUUUAUUGUGGCAAAUUGCGCACAAUUUGUAUGUACAUAACGCCGUGUCUGCAUCUCGUGGCACUGCUGACAGUGAUGACAAUUCCUGUUUUGGGGGGAGGUGUUAGUUUAUGUACUUUCGUACCCUUAAAGAAGAUAUGUAUUGCAUUUGGUCUCAUGAAUGCGUUAUUGAUUGUUGCACUGAGUUGAUGGAAAUACUUAAUUGUGAGCCAUCACUUGCAUCUAGCAGUUAUGGCAAGUCGUAAUUUAAGUUGAGUAUAUUUUAGGAAUGCAGGUACGCUUCUGUUGUUCCGCAAUUUUUAUGCGCGCAUUGAAUAAAUGAAGGAGAUUCCCUCGGA